AUGAGCACUGAUCCUAGCUCUGCCAUUACCACUCCAAACGACAGAUACAUUGAUGAUCAUGACAACCAAGUCUUCUUAUCAUCUGUCCCAACAUUGGAAUCGACCAACUCGGCCGGAUAUCAGAUGACAAAUACACCGAAAGAUGAUUCUCAACCAUACCCAAGUCUCCCCAAUCACGACGAACAGGUUUUGGAUGCCGUUCUGGCGGGUGAGGAAAUCAGCUUGGACGAUAGCCAGCCUCCAACAGAUAGGCAGUACUUGGAAACGAUGAUGGAUGAACACAAUGUCGUCUUGGGCGAUUUCCAGUGGAUCAUCGACGAAGUCCAUGGACCAUACUUUGUGGACUACGCUCUUUUGGUUGACAUAAUCGACGCACUGAAGAUGAUCAACUUCGAAAGAUGCACCCCGGAAGACGCCAUCCUACUGUACGCACAUGGAAUUGAGGCGAUUGUGAAUCAAAUCAAAAUACCGGGCAAGUACUCAAUUGUGACUGUCAAUGGAGAAGGUGGGAUCAUGGUUAAUUGGCAUCAACUGCCAGCGUUGGAAUAG
Cadophora gregata is the source of this 549-nucleotide messenger RNA. RefSeq lists its product as uncharacterized. The transcript is spliced from 2 exons. The record is from RefSeq and is a predicted model, not a curated record. Lineage: Eukaryota; Fungi; Ascomycota; Leotiomycetes; Helotiales; Ploettnerulaceae. Bases 1 to 549 code for a protein of 182 amino acids.